UUUCAUCUCAUUAUUUAGUAUAUACGACGGCGACGGAGCAAAUUAAAAUUUACAACCCUCGACGAGUCUGUGCGAUUGAACGAGAAGACGGUGACAAGAUUUUGAAGCGAGAGAAGGGAGAAACAAAAAGAGGAGAGUAGCCAUGGGGAUGAAAUUUCUGAACAAGAAGGGAUGGCAUACGGGGAGUCUCCGUAACAUCGAGACCGUAUGGAAGGCUGAGCAGAAACAAGAGGCCGAAGAGAAGAAGCUUGAGGAGCUUCGUCUCCAGCUCUCGCAGGAAAGGGAGCGUAAUGAGUUUCGCGCUCUCCAGGAACAGGCUGGCCUCAUCCCGAGACAAGAGAGAUUGGAGUUUCUGUAUGAAUCAGGAUUAGCAGUAGGGAAAGGGAGCAGUUCAGGUCAUGGUGUUUCGUUUCAGAAAGAAGAGCAGCCUUUAGCCAAAGCUGAAGCUGGUAAUAGUGCUAGUGAGAAGCCUGAUCCGUCAGCUCCUGGUGCGCUGUUUGAGGAGAAGGCGCAAUCUGCUAAUGAUUCUUGGAGGAAACUUCAUUCUGACCCUUUGCUUCUCAUCAAGCAGCGUGAGCAGGAUGCCCUUGCUAAUAUCAAGAACAAUCCUGUGAAAAUGGCUCUUAUUCGCAAAUCUGUAGAAGAAAGAGGAAAGGGUAAAGAUGGAGACAGAAAGGGGCACAAGAAAAAGCAUAAGCGUAAAAGUGGAAAGCAUCACAAGAAAUCUUCAUCCAGGUACAGUUCUGAUUCGGAGGAAGAUUCUGAUGAAGAGCAUAAUGGAAGAAAAUCCCACUAUGAGAAAACAUCAGGGAAAUCCCAUGACAAACACUAUGAGAGACCAAGGUCAGAUUUAGAGGAUGAGUCAAAAGGAAAAGAAAGUCGUGAUAGGCACUAUGGGAGAAGAAGGUCAGAAUUGGAUGAUGAGUUAAAAAGAAGAGAAAGUAAGGAUAAUCACUAUGAGAGACGAAGGUCAGAUUUGGAUGAUGAGUCCAAAAGAAGAGUAAGUCAUGAUAAGCACUAUGAGAGGGAAAGGUCAGAUUUGGAUGAUGAAUCCAAAAGAAGAGUAAGUCAUGAUAAGCACAAUGAGAGACGAAGGUCAGAUUUGGAUGAUGAUGAGUCCAAAAGAAGAGAAAGUCAUGACAAGAGACGAAGGUCAGGUUUGGAUGACGAAGCAAAAGGAAGAGAAAGUCAUAGAGAAAUCCGAGCCAGUGAGAAAUAUAGGAAUCACUCCCCUAAAGGCAGUUUGGAGAGGGAAAACAUUAAGAGUUAUGGUCAAGAGGAUAAGAAAAGGAAAAUAGAGGAUUUAGACAAUGGAGAGCGUCCCUCUAAGGAGAAUGAAUACCAGAAUAGACGCCGGAAAGGUGGCUCUAAGCUAUCGGAAGAAGAGAGAGCUGCUAGAUUGAAGCAAAUGCAAAUGGAUGCAGAGGUACACGAGGAGCAAAGGUGGAGAAGAAUAAAGAAAGCUGAUGAGACUGAUGCAGUGGAAGCUGAUAAGAACAAAGUAUCCACGGGCAAAAGCUUUUUGGACGAUGCUAAUAAAAGUGUGUAUGGAAUUGAGAAAGGCGGGAGCUCAACUAUCGAAGAAAGCGUGCGUCGAAGAAGCUAUUAUUCACAGCGUGGAACUGCAGCUGAAGGCAAUGCGUUUCGCCGCUGAUGAUGCAAAUAUCGUUUCAACACAAGACAAUACAUAACAAGGUUAUUUGUCAAGAGAGAAUCAAGCUCGUUGUUCUUUCGAUACGUGAGGACGUGAGGACGACUGACUAGGCUAAGGCCCAUCGGCAUAGCCCAUUAUGGAUGGGGUGGUCCAGUCUUUUAUCUCCAAAGCGAGGGUGGGAUUUUGAAUUGUGUAUUGUGUAAUAUUAAGUGAGUGGGACGUUGAAAUGAGGUGUAUGAGUCAAUCAAUACCCGUGACAUGUAGUUAAGCAUAAUACUCCAAGAUUCCCCUUUGGCAUUUUUAAAGAAACCACGAGAUGAAGCCACUCUCUUUUGUCUUUUUGAUAAUUUAUUUAUUUUCUUUGUUUUU
Molecule: messenger RNA, 2023 nt
Organism: Camelina sativa (false flax)
Lineage: Eukaryota; Viridiplantae; Streptophyta; Magnoliopsida; Brassicales; Brassicaceae
Source: RefSeq, a predicted model, not a curated record